AUGAUAGUUGUCAAGUCUUACAAUUCUUCUUCGAGUAAUAAUAAUAAUAAUAAUAAUAAUAAUAAUAAUAAUAAUAAUAAUAAUAAUAAUAAUAAUAAUAAUAAUAAUAAUAAUAAUAAUAAUAAUAACGGUGGUGGUAAUAACAAUAGUAAUAACACAAAAAAUAAUAAUAACAACAACAAUAAUAAUGAUAAUUCUUCAAAUAAUGAUAACAUCAACAACUCUAUUAAUAGCCACAACAUAAAUUUUACUGGGGGUGAUGGCGACAUACCAAAUAAUGAUAAUUUAAAUAAUUUUGAAAAUAAUUUCAAAAAAAAAAAUAAUUUAAUUUUUAACACAAAUAAUUUUAAUAAUAAUAAUAAUAAUAAUAAUAAUAAUAAUAAUAAUAAUAAUAAUAAUAAUAAUAAUAAUAAUAAUAAUAAUAAUAAUAAUAAUAAUAGUACAAAUGGUAUAAACUAUAAUAAUAAUAAUAUAAAUAAUUUAAAUAAUAUAAACAAUAAUAAUAAAAAUAAUAAUAAUAAUAAUAAUAAUAAUAAUAAUAAUAAUAAUAAUAAUAAUAAUAAUAAUAAUAAUAAUAUAAAUAUUUUAAAUAAUAAAAAUAAUAUUGAGAAAAGAUUUAAUUCAAGUAAUAUGUUUGACCAAAUGAAGCCUAAAGGGUUACCAUUUAAUAAUUAUAUAAAUUCAAAUUACAACAACAACAUCAUCAACAACAACAACAACAUCAACAACAACACCAAUAAUAAUAAUAAUACCGAUAACAAUUUAGAAAGUAAUGUGGGGUGCAAUUUUAAUAAAAGAAAUAAUUUAAAUAGUAUUUCCAAUAUUUGUGAUUCGGAGUCGAAUUCCAAUGAAUAUUUUAAUGAAUAUAUACAAAAAAUCGAUAGUAAUAACAAUGCAAGCGGUAAUAUUUUAAAUGUUAAUGAAGGAUUUGAAAAUAAACCAUCAACAGAUGAAAUGGUUGAUAAAAUUGAUACAAUCCAUAACAGAGACAAUAAUAAUAAUAAUAAUAAUAAUAAUAAUAAUAAUAAAAACAAUUAUAAUACUUUUAAUAUUAAAAAUCAUCAAAAUAAUAAAAAUGAGGAAACCGAUGAAAGACAUUAUUUUAGUAAUUCCAAUGGUUUCUCUAAUAAUAAUAAUAAUAAUAAUAACAACAACAACAACAACAACAACAACAACAACAACAACAACAACAACAACAACAACAACAACAACAACAACAACAACAACAACAACAACAACAACAACAACAACAACGACAACAACAACAACAACAACAACAACAACAACAACAACAACAACACCUGUAUAAAUAACAAUUAUAAAAACAAUAAAAGAUUUAAUCCCGAUUACGAUAUGGAUAGUGGAAAUGGAAAUGAAAAUAAUUUUAAAUACCAAAAUAGCAAUAGUAGUAAUAACAAUAACAAUAAUAAUAGUCAAUAUGUAAAUCGAGAUUCAGACAACAACAACAACAACAACAACAAUACUACAAUUAACCAACAAGCUAAAUUUAACAUUUAUCCAAGAUCCAAAACGAGCGAUGGUAAAAAGGAUGAAUACGAUAAAAAUAUGUCCUCUUUCAGUGUAGAUAAUAGUAAUAAUAAUAAUAAUAACAAUAAUAAUAAUUUUAGAAACAGUUUUAGUAAUAGUGGAAGUCCAAUUAAUUCACCAAAAGAUCCAAAUAGUUCGGGUAAUUUAGUUAAUAAUAAUAAUAAUAAUUAUAAUAAUGGCAACAACAACAACAACAACAACAACAACAAUAAUAAUAAUAACCAACAACAAAAUAAUACUAAUAAUAAUAAUAAUCAAAAUAAUAAUCAACAACAAAAUAAUAAUAGUAGUAAUAACAAUCAAAACAAUUUUAUAAAUAAUAGUAAUAACAGUAAUGGUAGUUGUCCAACAACACCAAUAUUAAAUAAUUCAACACCAACAAUGAUUUCAUCAGCAUCAUCAUCAGCAUCAUCAUCAUCAUCAUCGACCCCACCUGUAAAUAAAGAAAGAUAUCAAUGUCAACAUAUUGGAUGUAUGGAAGUGUAUAGAUGGCCAUCUGGUAGAUCACAUCAUUAUAAAUAUGCUCACCGAACUGAGUGUGCUGAAAUUAAUGGUGAACAAUGUCCGAAAUGCUCUAGCAAUAAGAGAUCAAAAAUUAUAAAGAAAACAAAAUGUAGACACUACACCUGUAACAUGUUAAUAACACCAAAGAAUAGAUCAAGACACGAAAGAAAUUUAAAACUACACAAUUGUCCGCCAUCUUGUGAAGCUUGUAAAUCAAUUAGACUUAGAGAGAUAAUGGGUGGUUAUAAAUAUCAAGAUAUUGAUUCUCCACCUGAUAAUUAUGAUAACUAUGAUAAUUAUUCAAAUCAUAAUCACCAUAAUAAUCAAAAUAAUUACAACAACAACAAUAAUAAUAAUAAUAAUAAUAACAACAGUAACAAUAACAAUAACAAUAACACUAACAAUAAUAAUAAUAAUAAUAAUAAUAAUAAUAAUAAUAAUAAUAAUAAUAAUAAUAAUAAUAAUAAUAAUAAUAAUAAUAAUAAUAAUAAUAAUAAUAAUUCAAAUAUUUUAUAUUCACCAACUUCAAGCGGAAGUGAAACACAACAAAAUCAACAAUCACCACAAACAACAUUACCUAUACUAGCUUCUCCAUCUUCUUCUUCCCCCUCAGUAAAUAAUAAUAAUAAUUUAUUAUCAUCUUCUCAACAAUUACUCCCUUCUCCUCCACCUUCUUCACAAUUCCAACAAAAUGUAAAAAAUCAACAAAGUCAAUUCAAUUUUCAAUCACAACAAAAUCAACAACAAAAUCAACAACAACAACAACAACAAAAUCAACAACAUCAUUUUCAUCAUCACCAUCAUCAUGGUCAAAAUGACCAACAUCACCAUCAUUAUCAUCAUCACUACCAUCAACAAGGUAGUUUCGAUUCUCAAGUUGACUAUAACCAUGGGGAGAUAUAA
Messenger RNA from Dictyostelium discoideum AX4, 2955 nucleotides. RefSeq lists its product as hypothetical. The transcript has a single exon. The record is from RefSeq and is a predicted model, not a curated record. Lineage: Eukaryota; Evosea; Eumycetozoa; Dictyosteliales; Dictyosteliaceae. Bases 1 to 2955 code for a protein of 984 amino acids.